UUUUCAUACGACAAUGAUCCAGUACCUUCUCAUCGCAGCCCUGGUUGGCAGUGCCACCGCAACAAACUUCGCCCUUGGUAAACCAGCCACGACCAGCAGCACAUGGGUUUCGUAUAACGGCUCCCUCGCCACUGACGGCAACACCGACGGUGACUGGAAAUCCGAGUCCUGCUUCGCUACAAACAUACAAGACUCAGAUCCUUGGUGGAUGGUGGAUCUGGAGCAGGUUAUCACCGUCGACAAUGUCGUUAUCUACAACAGAGCAGACUGCUGCGGUGAGAGGCUUCAGAGGCUGACUGUAACGGUGUACACUGAGAACCCUGACGUCGUUAGUGACGCUGAAGGAACGCCGUGUGCGACGUUCGAGGGGCCAGCUGAUGACGAAGAUGUCGUAACCCUUCAGUGCGAGGGCGAAGUUAGCGGAAGAUAUAUACGCAUCACUAAGCAGAAGAGCUUGGAGAACGAGUUGGACCUUCUUAGUUUCUGUGAAGUGGAAGUAACAGCCAAGUGUCCUUCCGGGUUUUCCCCAAUAGACACCGAGUGCCUGAGGUUUGUCCCGAGUUUCGCCACAUUCGCCGAGGCCCUGACGAACUGCGAGAGCAUGCACUCACACCUGCUGAUGAUUAAGACGGAGAGCCUUGACAACGCCGUCAGAAACUAUAUGGUUGGAAACAAACUCAAUGACACAUACUACGUGGGCGCCAUGGACCUGGAGGAGACUGGAGUGUUUCAGUGGGUGGAUGGUUCCACCGUCGACGUUCCCUGGAGAAGCAAGAACGCUGGCAUCGGUGCCGCUGCAGUAGAAGAAAUAAAGAAUGCAGCAUGUGGCUACUUGAACGGAGCCACCGGAGCUUGGCAAGCCAUGUACUGUAGUGAACCUAACUUCUUCAUCUGUCAGAGACCACUUUAGUGAUUAUUUCUUGGGGAUUAAAAUUGUGGAAAAGUUCA
Haliotis rufescens (red abalone) is the source of this 948-nucleotide messenger RNA. RefSeq lists its product as uncharacterized. Lineage: Eukaryota; Metazoa; Mollusca; Gastropoda; Lepetellida; Haliotidae. The transcript has 6 exons. Bases 14 to 910 code for a protein of 298 amino acids. The record is from RefSeq and is a predicted model, not a curated record.